AGGCAGUCACACGCACAGCCCCGCACUCGGCUCUCGAGUCAGGAGACCCUCCCCGAAAAAAAAAUUUGAAGAAGACAAGAAUCGAGAUUGAGACUUGAAAAUGUUGCAGAGGGCAGCUUCCAAUGUGUCCGACAAAACAAAGAGCAGCAAACCGAAGCGCUCGACAAGCUUUGGGAGAUUUGAAGGUCUCAGACAUAAUCCUGCCAAAGCAGAGGAGAAUGGAACAAAUACGCUACCUGAAGAAUGUGAGAGCUUGGAGGCAAACAAGUCUGCUGGGAUUGGGAAGAAAAUGAAGACCAUUUCACUGACCAUGCGCAGAAAAAUGGGCAAAAAACACGCCAAAUCCUUUUCCGAGGAGACGUGUAAUGACACAGAGACUGAGGGGACACCGGCACCUGAAAAGAACUCGACAAGGGCUAGCAACUCUUUGGAAAGUCUUUACAGCGGCCAAAGUUCCUCAAGUGGUGUAACCAGCGAGUCCAUCAGUUCUGGUCAGAGGGACAGUCUGAGGUUGGAGGAGGACGGCUCCUAUCAGGGUCAGUUCUGCGGCAGAGCUCGUGUCCACACAGACUUCGUCCCCAGCCCUUACGACACGGACUCCCUCAAACUCAAGGCUGGUGACAUCAUCAGCAUCAUCAGUAAGCCUCCGAUGGGCAUCUGGACAGGGAUGCUCAACAACAGGGUGGGAAACUUCAAGUUUAUCUACGUGGACGUUUUGGUGGAGGAGGAAAAAGAAAAGGAAGAAGGAGAAGAAGAAGACGAUGAGAAUGACGAUUCGCCCAAGAUACGACAACAGAAAGUGUGCCAAAGACCUCGACCCAAAACGUUGCUGGAGUUAUUGGAGCGAUUAAAUCUGGAGGAGUACGCUUCUGCUCUGCUGCUCAACGGCUACCAGACGGUGGAGGACCUCACCCACCUCCAGGAAAAACAUCUCAUCGAGCUCAACGUCAAAGACCCCGAGCACAGACGCAAGUUGCUGGCUGCGUCCCAGUCUCACUACUCAGAAGGUGACGACGUCAAAGACGCAGAAGAGAGCAAAUCCUCAGGCGGCCCGCAGGAGGAAGACAGCGACUGUCCUCGGGACUCGGGCUGCUUCAUCCCGUCCGAGUGCUCCGACAGCAAGGAGGACGCAGACCAGCUCACGCACGCCGCGGCUUCUUAAAAUUUGUACGCAUCCAAAGGACGCAUCCGUUUAAAAAGUGUGACCGAGCCACGUGGAUACUUACAAAUGUUACCACGUGCAGAAUCGCUCUCGAUUUUGGUUUUGGUGAUAUACUGUACUUGACAUCAUAUCGUCACAUUUUCAACAAUAAUCACCAUGUCGUUCUUGUUUCUCUGGUGUUUAUUUCUGUGAGAUUGUGUUCAAAAUCACCACUUUAUCGUAUUUAUUUCAUUCGGAAUCAUCGUGUAUUUUUACGUCUUUAUUCUGUCGUUGCAGACUCCCACAUGACACCCUGUCGACAUUUAUUGUGACCUUUAUUUUCUAUGAAUAAAGUGAUGAAUGGAAUAUUUUGUUGGGAUGGGAUUGGGAUAAUGUAUGAAAUCCAAAGUUGCCUUUGUGUAUACUGUAUUCCUAUUUUACUUUGCAGUAAAUAAAUGUGCUUGUAAGAAUGGU
Molecule: messenger RNA, 1615 nt
Organism: Syngnathoides biaculeatus (alligator pipefish)
Lineage: Eukaryota; Metazoa; Chordata; Actinopteri; Syngnathiformes; Syngnathidae
Product: SAM domain-containing protein SAMSN-1-like
Exons: 8
Coding region: 101-1162 (353 amino acids)
Molecular function (GO): protein binding
Source: RefSeq, a predicted model, not a curated record